CAAUUUCCAUUUCUUCGCCUCCGCUGCGUACCCAUUUACGGGGCCCAGAUCCUAUCCGGCAGGCGGCGGCGGCGAGGUUUCGGCGAUGGCAUCAGCGAGGGAGCAGAGUGUGUACCUGGCGAAGCUGGCAGAGCAGGGGGAGAGGUACGAGGAGAUGGUAGAGUACAUGGAGAAGGUUGCUAGAUCGGUGCCGGCCGGGGAGGAGCUCACCGUGGAGGAGCGCAACCUCCUAUCUGUUGCUUACAAGAACGUCAUCGGCGCCCGCCGAGCCUCCUGGCGGAUCGUCUCUUCCAUCGAGCAGAAGGAGGAGGGCCGCGGCAACCAUGACCACGUGGCUGCCAUCCGCGCUUAUCGAGGACGGAUCGAGAACGAGCUCUCCAACAUAUGCGCCGGGAUCCUCCGCCUUAUCGAGGAUCGGCUCAUCCCGGCCGCCGCCACUGCGGAUUCCAAGGUCUUUUACCUCAAGAUGAAGGGCGACUACCACCGUUACCUCGCCGAGUUCAAGAUCGGAUCCGAGCGAAAGGAUGCAGCCGAGGGCACUCUCUCAGCCUACAAGGCUGCUCAGGAUAUUGCAUCGGCGGAGUUGGCAUCUACUCAUCCAAUUAGGCUAGGACUGGCCUUGAACUUCUCAGUCUUCUACUACGAGAUCUUGAACUCGCCGGACAAAGCUUGCUUUCUUGCGAAACAGGCUUUUGAUGAGGCAAUCGGAGAGCUGGAUACUCUUGGAGAGGAAUCAUACAAAGACAGCACUCUGAUCAUGCAGCUUUUACGUGACAACCUUACCUUGUGGACCUCAGAUAUGCAGGAUGAUGGCAUGGACAUGGAUGAAAUCAAAGAAACAACCAAGCCUGAUGAUGAGUAAUAGCAGCUGAGAAGAUUUUUCAGUGUGGUGCGUAAAUUUAAUGUCCACUGGCUUUUCUUGUCACUUUUAUUUCUUCUUCCUGUUUUCUGUGUGGCUUGUAUUUCUAAAAUCCUCCUAGUGGUUAUGUAUGCCUGUUCUUAGUGUCCCAGAGAAGUUUGGAUUUGGUGGGUACUAAAAGUGUGGCCAAACUGUGCUCUUAAGUUCCACUUAUGGGAUGUUAUGGCAUUCUAUUUGUAAUCUAAAAACUAACAUUAGUUUCUUUA
Zingiber officinale is the source of this 1125-nucleotide messenger RNA. RefSeq names its product 14-3-3 protein 6-like. The record is from RefSeq and is a predicted model, not a curated record. The coding region runs from base 86 to 862 and encodes 258 amino acids. Gene Ontology annotation, cellular component: cytoplasm. The transcript has 4 exons. NCBI's taxonomy places the organism in Eukaryota, Viridiplantae, Streptophyta, Magnoliopsida, Zingiberales, Zingiberaceae. Gene Ontology annotation, biological process: signal transduction.